CGGCUGCCGAGCGCACCUCUCCUCUCGGUCCUGCGGAUCUCACGGCCGCUCCCCGGGGCUCGGCACAGCCUCCCGAGUGUGCCGAAUCCCAGCCCGAGCCAUGGUGCUGCCCGACCUGCACAGCGCGGCCGCCAGCGCGGACCUGGCCCGGCUGCGGCAGCGCUGGUGGCUGAACAAGCUCCGCAUCAAUGCCUACAACCGCGACAAGCAGACUCCUCUGCAUCUUGCUUGCAUAAAUGGCCAUGCAGAUGUUGUUCAGUUUCUGGUAGAAAAGAAGUGCAAGCUAAACCCUCGUGACAAAUUGAAUAAAUCACCACUAAUGAAGGCAGUAGAGCACCAGCACAGGGACUGUGCAGCUAUCCUGCUGGAGCACGGUGCCAACCCCAACCACAAAGGUGCGAGCGGUAACACUGCCCUUCACUUGGCCGUCAUGGUUUCUAGCAAAUCCCUGGUGGACCUCUUACUUGAGCACGGUGCAGAUAUUGAGGCUAAGAAUAAAUUGGGAUACACUCCGCUUGCUCUUGCAAUCACUGAAAACUGUGAAGAAAUGGCCAAGUUCCUUCUUCAAAAAGGAGCUGACGUGAAUGCUCAGGAUAAUGUUUUUAGGACCCCUCUUACAAUUGCUACUGUUUCUGGGAAUAAGAAAGCAAAAGAACUUCUUCUUCAGCAUGGUGCUGUUUUUUCUGAGUCAGACAAGGGACUAUGUCAAACUUUCACCAAAGUGGUUCAAGAUGAUGUAGGGGGUCUGGGGCUGGCCGAUCGCAGCGGUUCGGGCGCUCCAGGCCGUGUUACCCGCUCGUGUCCCGCCCGUGUCCCGGUUGCCCGUGUGUGA
This is a messenger RNA of Ficedula albicollis (Collared flycatcher), 832 nucleotides long. Its product is annotated as ankyrin repeat domain-containing protein 7-like. The coding region runs from base 101 to 832 and encodes 243 amino acids. Gene Ontology annotation, molecular function: protein binding. Lineage: Eukaryota; Metazoa; Chordata; Aves; Passeriformes; Muscicapidae. The record is from RefSeq and is a predicted model, not a curated record. The transcript has 6 exons.